AUGGACGGUCCGCCAACGGGCCUUGACAUCAUAUCGGCGCCUCCGACGCAUUCGCAUAGAGCAGCGAUGGCAGCGUUACAAUACCUGCGGUCAGAUGGCAUCCGAGCCAAGAAACAGGCCCCAUCAUGGAUGUUCAGACAACUAUCGAUAGCCGUCGUGGCACUGUCACUGGGUACAUCUCGCACCGCUACAGCAUCAUCCACACAAGUAUCGGCUAAGCCUAUCCAACGUAGAGCAGCCGGCGAUUCGGCAUUCGACUACAUUGUCGUUGGAUCAGGUCCUGGAGGUGUCACAGUCGCCGACAAGCUUUCAGAAAGCGGUGCAUCAGUACUGUUGAUUGAGAAGGGUCAGGCAACGACAGGUCAAUGGAAUGGCAACAACAGACCUCAAUGGCUUGACAACACAGGCUUGACCUUUUACGAUGUUCCUGCUCUCGACAACAUGAUCUGGACCAAGGGAGGAGAUUUCACUGAUGACAUCUUCUGUAACGACAUUGUUGGCGGUAUCUCGGGCUGUGUUCUUGGUGGAAGUGGUGCAAUCAACGCUGGUCUCUGGUGGAAGCCUUCAUCCUGGGAUUGGGACACCUUGUUCCCUGCGAAGUGGAGCAGCGCCAACAUGGCCAACGUUACUGAUCGCGUCUUCUCGCGCCUGCCUGGCACUGAGGUUCCCUCGCAAGACGGAAAGCUUUAUUAUCAACAGGGUGCUGAUAUCAUCGAGGGUGCCUUGAGUGCCGCCAACUGGACCGAAGUCAGUGCCAACUGCGCCCCCGAUCAGAAGGACAGAGUCUACUCCAACACCACUUUCAUGUACCAGAACGGUGAACGCAGCGGACCCAUGUCUGUGUACCUUGGUUCUGCCUACGCUCGUCCCAACUUCUCACUUUACACAAACGCCAUUGUCGACAGAGUCAUCAGAGAAGGCUCAAAGAUUACCGGAGUCGAAGUCUCGAACACAUCCCCCGAUGGCUUCAGAGGCACCGUCAAGGCAAACAAGGCCGUUGUUCUUUCUGGUGGUGCAUUCGGUACUCCCAAGGUUCUGAUGAGAAGUGGUAUUGGCCCAAGAGAUCAACUCGAGACUGUUCGCAACGCCGAAGGCUCGAAGAUGAUCAGCGAGGACCAGUGGAUUGACUUGCCUGUCGGCUAUAACCUGAUGGACAACAUCAACACCGAUAUCGUCAUCUCGCACCCCGACGUUGUUUACUACGAUUUCCCUGGUCUCUGGAACAAUCCUAACCAAGGUGACGUGGAUGCUUACCUCAAUGGUCGCACUGGAAUGCUCACACAGUCAUCUUCCAACCUCAAUCCCAUGAUCUGGGAGAUGCUGAAUGGCACCAAUGGUCUUCAGGGCUUGCAGUGGACUGCUCGUGUGGACACUUCCCUCGACAUCAACAACGACGCCAAGCACAACAUGGUUCUCGCUCAGUACAUCACUAUUGGCCAGGCUGCCAGAGGUCGCACCACCAUCACUUCUGACCUCAAGAUGAACGUCUCGACCGGUGUGUCCGUCAUGGAACACGAAUCCGACCAGGUUGCCAUUGCUCAGGGUAUCGAAGAUAUGGUCAACGUGCUCAAGAACGUGCCCGGUCUUGAGAUCCUCUCGCCUCCCUCUGGCAUGUCUGCUUUGGACUACGUCAAGUCGACUACUCACUUGUACGUCAACCACUGGUUGGGCAGCUGCAAGAUGGGCAACGAUGACGGUCGUACUGAGAACGGUACUUCGGUCGUUGAUGCAGACUCCAAGGUCUACGGUACCGACAACCUUUUCAUUGCCGAUGGUUCAAUCUUCCCUGGUCAGACGACCUCGAACCCCCAGGCCGCCAUUACCAUUGUUGGUGAGCGUGUUGCAGAGCUCAUUCUUGCACUCAACAAAUAA
Molecule: messenger RNA, 1872 nt
Organism: Aureobasidium melanogenum CBS 110374
Lineage: Eukaryota; Fungi; Ascomycota; Dothideomycetes; Dothideales; Saccotheciaceae
Product: FAD/NAD(P)-binding domain-containing protein
Exons: 3
Coding region: 1-1872 (623 amino acids)
Molecular function (GO): flavin adenine dinucleotide binding; oxidoreductase activity, acting on CH-OH group of donors
Source: RefSeq, a predicted model, not a curated record